GGGCUUGUUCGCAGGAGGGGGCGUGGCUUGCAAAGGGGCGGGGCGAACAGCAGCAAUGUCAAACACCGCGCAUUCUAUUUCUUACGUCAGGGGUGGACUACAACUCCUAUCACCCCUCAGCUCAACCACUGUGGCUGGGGCUAAGGGGAGUUGUAAUGCAAUACCAUAGAGGGAGCCAGGUCUGAGGACCCGCUUUAUAUCUUAACUCUUAAUAACAUAAUGCAGUGGCUGGCGAUCUUGGGACCCAGGGGGUGAUGGACUACAACUCCCAUCAUCCCCAACUGGAAUCACCUUGGGGCAGGGUUAUCCAACACCCUCUAGGGACCCAAGCUCUGAUGGCAUUGUAUACUUGAUUAUGUUAAUACAAGACUGUACACAUAGAGCAUGUAAUUAUCUGAUACUACGAUAUAGUACACUAGUAUAGGCACCCUAUUUAUUUAUUAUAUUUGUAUCCCGUUUUUCCUCCGAAGGAGCACAACAACCCUCACAACAACCCUUCGAGGAAGCGUCCUUCUGCUUUGACCCUGUGGCUGAGAAAUCAGAGGAGGAGAUUCGGCAUGACGUCCUCUUCCGAGCAGGGAGAACGCUCCAGGGACAAGAGACCUACACACCACGGCUCAUCCUCAUGGACCUCAAAGGAAGCCUGGGCUCUUUGAAAAAGGAGGGAGACCUGUACCCGGAUCAGAGAACCAACCCCUCGGUGGCAUGGAAGGGGAGCCUGACAACGCACGAAGAGCAACCGUCCCCUGCCAACCCCUUCCUGCAGGGCCUCGACAGGCCAGAGGGCAACAGACCUUCCACUGCCAACACUUCCCGGACCCGCCCUGGUGACAGGCCUCCAGCUCCCGAGAGGCCGGACGGCGGCGCUCAGAAGACCCCCCGCCUGGAAGCCACGAUGGACGCUUGGUCCGACUACCUCCGGACACACUUGCACCCUCGUAGCGUCUUGACCAUCCACCAGUACAAUCACGAAGGCCCUGGAGACACCUUUGGCACGACCCCGCCUCUCUCUCCUAGGGAAUCCGGCCGGCUGGAGGCCUUUGGCCAAGGGGAGAAGCUCUUGCAGGACGACUCCUACCUGGAGGAGCUCGAGGACCGGCUGCACUUCUACGUGGAAGAGUGCGACUACCUGCAGGGUUUCCAGGUGCUCUGUGACCUGCACAAUGGAUUUUCGGGCGUCGGGGCAAAGGUCACCGAGCUGCUCCAUGACGAGUACGCUGGGAAGGGCAUCCUGAGCUGGGGCCUGACUCCGGUUCUUAGCAGGGCGGAUCCCCAGAGGAAUCUCUACCGGCUCCUGAACACCGUCCUGGGCGUGGUGCACCUUUCCAGCCACAGCUCGCUCUUCUGCCCCUUGUCGCUGAACGGGAGCCUGGGCCUCCGGCCGGCGGGCCCCGUGGCCUUCCCGCACCUCCGCUACGAUGCCUCCCUGGAGUACCACACGAGCGCCAUCCUCGCCCCCGUGCUGGACACGGUCACUGCCCCGUACCGGCUCCAGACCUCGCCGCUCUCCAUGGUGCAGCUCGCGGACGGCGUGAACUUCUCAGGGCGAAAGGUAGCCGCUACGGUGGCCGCUGUGCCCUUUCCGAUGGCCGAGGGACAGUCCCUUCCUGAUGCUCUGUGCAGCCACCAGUCCGCCGUGCCCUGGAGCCCCCUGUCUGGAUGUGGCGGGCAAAGAGAGAGCCGCUGUUUUGCUCAGUCGGUGGUGCUCAGAGGGGUCAGCAAAGACCUCCAGGUCAGCAAUCCGCCCCCAGGCAGCGAACCCAAGUCGAUCCUCCACAUGUGUGAGACGGGGCAGGAAGUGCUGGCCCGCUACCUGUACACGGUGUCCUCCCAAACCUUCAGCACUUCGUACCUGCUCCGGGGGCCUUGCAAACUGCUGGCUCCUUAUCCCCGGUUCUUCUCGCCUCAGCUGAACAAGCAAGGGCACCUCCUAGACAAGCCUCCAAGCGCCCCAGCGACUGUUGAAAGCAUCCCCGUCCUUGCCGCCCUCCAGUCCUCCGCUGCCCUGCGCCAGACCCUCGAUCAUUUCUACACAGAGCUGCACCACAUGGACGUCCGCCGGUGGGCAAGCUUCUUCUCCGCAGGGGUGGAAAUGGAGGACUUCCAGGAGGCCUUGCACGAGCUGAGGACGCUAUCCCACUGUUACAAACUGGGCUCUUCUGCAGAAGGAUCCGAGGACGAGACAGACUGAUUAUUUUCCUGUAACAGAACUGCGAUUGGCCUCGUUUAAAAACAAAAAAAGUAAUUAAAAAAAAUAAACUUGCUGAUGCAA
Molecule: messenger RNA, 2272 nt
Organism: Hemicordylus capensis (graceful crag lizard)
Lineage: Eukaryota; Metazoa; Chordata; Lepidosauria; Squamata; Cordylidae
Gene: MSTO1
Product: misato mitochondrial distribution and morphology regulator 1
Exons: 14
Coding region: 626-2191 (521 amino acids)
Biological process (GO): mitochondrion distribution
Cellular component (GO): cytoplasm
Source: RefSeq, a predicted model, not a curated record